AUGUUCAGACGACCCUUCUAUUUCGCUCUUGCAGCAGCUCUUGCAUACAUAGCAUAUUUGCUUGCCGGAUUCACUACGCAAGAGGAAAAAUACACCACAAAAAAGCCUUUAGAAUGGCCUGGUAAGAACAAUACUGUCUUGUUUCUCUCCAACAGUGAGCAUGGGCUGGCGAAUGUCCUUCUGGCAACCAGUCAUGCUUUACUGGUGGAACACAACGAUCUCGAUAUUCAUUUUGUGUCAUUUGAAAAGUUGAAGAAUGACAUUGCGACCAUAUCUAAGUUUGCGGCACAAAGUUCUGGAAGCAAGAGGGCCAUCAAUUUUCAUGAGUUGAAAGGAAUAUCGUAUGCGAAGGCACUGAAUAGUAGAGGAUUCGCUGUCGAUGAAGCUAUCAAUGCGCCUGGGAUCACGGGAUUGGGAAAGUUUUGCAAAAAUAUGCAAUCAUUUUUGAUGCCCUGGACAGCCCCUGAUUAUCUUGAUCUAUACCGAGAGAUAUUUGGCAUACUGGAAGAUAUAGAUCCGAUUGUUGUGGCUCUGGAUCCAUUAUUCGGUCCUGCUCUUGAUGCCGUGCGAGCUCAAGGACGCAAUCAUGCUAUUAUUUCUCCAAACACGUUGAAGGACAAUUUUGCACAUUUGCAGCCAAGGGGCGCUGUACUUUGGAAAUAUCCAGCUAUGAGUUCUGGAUACGCAUAUCCAGUGCCCUGGUAUCUCAUCCCGUCCAAUAUCUACUUGAACCUACGACUCGCGUUUAGCAUCUUCGUGGCUCCAGAUCUCAAGGAGAAAAAAUCAUGGCUCAAGAAGAAUGGAAUUGCCAAACCAUUGGAUGUCUUCACUGUAUACCACGAGGACCACCCUUGGCUUACACAAAGUUCGCGAGAACUCGACUAUCCUUUCGAUAUAAUCCCCGAAAAUGUAAUACAAUGCGGACCAAUCUUUCUUUCCACAGCACCAGCAUCAGAGCAAGACCCAGAACUAGCGAAGUGGCUGAAGAAAUCCCCGACUGUUUUGAUCAAUUUAGGAAGUUCGGUGAAUUAUGAUGAGAUUGCUGCGACGGAAAUGGUGAGAGCUAUCAGGAUUCUCCUCGAUAACUCUACGGUUCAGAUAUUGUGGAAAUUCAACAAGCGACAUGAAUUCACAGAUGAAUUCUUAGAUAUUCUGGACGAGGAAAUCAAAUCAGGGCGUGUCAGGAUGUCAAAAUGGAUACAAGUUGACCCAGCUGCGUUGCUCGAAACCGGAGAUGUGGUAGUCUCGAUUCAUCAUGGAGGAGCAAAUUGUUUCCACGAAGCCAUCGGAACUGGAAUACCACAAGUGGUCCUCCCCAUGUGGGCCGAUCUCUAUGAUUUUGCCGUCCGUGCUGAGUAUCUUGGUGUUGGGCUAUGGGGUAGUCGAAAUGCUGCGCCAAAUUGGACAGCAGAAGAAUUGAGCACUGCUCUUCUAAAAGUUACUGGAGAUGGACAAGAAGCAGUUUCUAUGCGAGAGAAAGCUCUGGAGUUAAGCAAACCUUAUAAGGAAAAACCAGGCCGUAUAACAGCAGCCCAUGAGCUCGCCAAGUUGGCAAGACUAGCAUCAACAUCCUGA
Molecule: messenger RNA, 1575 nt
Organism: Sclerotinia borealis F-4128
Lineage: Eukaryota; Fungi; Ascomycota; Leotiomycetes; Helotiales; Sclerotiniaceae
Source: the annotation of a GenBank genome assembly